Monodelphis domestica (gray short-tailed opossum) is the source of this 2094-nucleotide messenger RNA. RefSeq names its product zinc finger AN1-type containing 2A (gene ZFAND2A). Lineage: Eukaryota; Metazoa; Chordata; Mammalia; Didelphimorphia; Didelphidae. Gene Ontology annotation, cellular component: cytoplasm; endoplasmic reticulum. Gene Ontology annotation, molecular function: zinc ion binding. Gene Ontology annotation, biological process: proteasome-mediated ubiquitin-dependent protein catabolic process; protein targeting to ER. The record is from RefSeq and is a predicted model, not a curated record.
GUCUUUUUGACUGCAACAUUGCAUUCUGUCACUAGCAUUUUUUCUUACAAUGGAAUUUCCAGACUUGGGAAAGCACUGUUCUGAAAAAACUUGUAAGCAACUAGAUUUUCUUCCAUUAGAAUGUGAUGGAUGUAACAAAGUCUUUUGUAAAGAUCACCAUAAAUCCAGUCGCCAUAAAUGUAGUGCUGCAUAUAAAAAGGAUGUUCAGGUUCCAGUGUGCCCACUUUGUUGGGCCCCUGUUCCAGUAGGAAGAGGAGAAAUUGCAGAUAUUGUGGUUGGAAAACAUAUGGAUGAUGAUUGUAAACAUAACCCAGCUAAGGAAAAACCAAAAAUUUUCAUACACCGGUGCUCAAAGGAGGGAUGCAAAAAGAAAGAAAUGUUAAAGUUGGUGUGUGAACAGUGUCAAGACAACUUCUGUAUUAAACACAGACAUCCUUUGGAUCAUAACUGCAAACAUAGGGAUCAUCCUAUCUCCAAAGCAGGGUGUGCAGCUAUAAUGAGAGCUUCUGAAUCGAAGUCAUCUGGAGCUUCAAACAAAUUGUCUUCCAGUUGGCUAGCUCAGCAAUUAAGAGGGAAACAAAAGUGUUGAUGGUAAUUUGACACUCCUGUCUUUGACCUGGCAAUGAUUCUACACAUUGUAAUAUAAUUUACAGUAAUGUGAGAUUUCCUACAAAACCUGUUAUUUACCUUUUGUUAACUUAUCUGAUAUUUUCUUAUAUUUUUCAGGGGUAAUUGUAAAAUGUAAUUAAAAUUGUUUUAAACCAGUCUUAUUUUGGACAUAAUGGUUUCAUCACCUCCAUUAGGAACAAAAAUAGUGCCUUUAAUAACUUUGUACAUUUAUACAUACUUUACAUUUUAAUUAUAACUUUAAUUUAUAACAAAUUUUAACAUUUUGUUCUUGUAUUGCUUUUUGAUCAUAACUUAAAUGUAUUAGGAUGCCACAGAGUUGUUUCUGGUGCCUUUUAUACCAUUGACUUUUUGGAGCUGUCUCUUUAAAAAAUCUCUUCUUGAGUUGAGGUACUUCAAAAAUUCUUGUACCUUUAUGUUUUGAGUAAAUUGGCCAAAUUUUGUUAGGUUAUUGUUCUUAGUGCCUGAGGAAAGAUUUGAAAUAAGUAUUUCUUUCUGCCUUUGUUUUUCCAAAACAAUUUUGAAAUGCAUUUUAAAAGAAUGAUCAAUAAUGACAUUGACAGAAUAUUUGGACAUAGUCAUUACUUAAGAAAAAUAAACCAAAAAUAUUUAAGCUGGUGUAUGGAACUUUUUUUUUUUUGGACAGGACACAGAAAGUGUUUCAAAGCAGUGAAUACCAUUCUCUUCUGAAGAAUAUUAAAAGUAAUACCAAAUAAUAUAGAAAGAGGCAGAGGAACUUUCAUAUGAGGUUUGUUGUAGCUGCCUUCAUAGAAGGCUAGUGGUGUUCCUUUUUGAAACCAAGAUACUAAAGCUGUUAAUAGAGACAAAUAUUUAAGAAUGUUGCUCUGAAUGCAUGGGCAGUGUAAUAAUGCAAGAAUAUUAGUGAUAGUGAUCUUCUGGGCCACUGCCAAAAUGUGUUUUUGUUUUAUUAAAUAGACAGUGAAAUCUCGUGUCAGCUUUUAUUACAAGUAAUCUAUAGGUAGAUAUUAAUUAAACCAUAAAAGUUUAUAGACAACAUAAAAUAGGCAUAUUUUUAUAGAGCUUAUACAAAUUGAUUUAUUUGGAGUUAUGGAAUGGUUUCAAAAUCACUAAAGCCUGUGAAUAGGAUCAUUAUUCUCUACUGAAUGGAAGGUAGUGCCAUGUAUUAUGUGAGCUAUUGUAUUCUGAGAUGUAAUCUUUACCACAAGCUAAGAGAAUCCCUGUCUUGAAGGUUCAGCAGACAACCAUACUUUUGAUGCUGUGAAGAUAAUUAUAACUAUAUGGAAUUUUUUCUUCUGGAGUAUUCCACAACUUCAUCCCUUGUAUUUUGUCUAAUAUGAUUUAUGCUUCAACCAAGUUCCCCUUCAUCCACCCUCCAUCAAGUUAUUUUUAUAUGCAGUUUUUAUUCUGUUCAUAGGACUCACUUAGUAGCACCUUUAUAAAGCACCAUAUUUUUUUUGGUAUGAAUAAACAUGAUAUCACAAGGCA